Molecule: messenger RNA, 714 nt
Organism: Corticium candelabrum
Lineage: Eukaryota; Metazoa; Porifera; Homoscleromorpha; Homosclerophorida; Plakinidae
Product: serine/threonine-protein phosphatase 6 regulatory ankyrin repeat subunit B-like
Exons: 2
Coding region: 1-714 (237 amino acids)
Molecular function (GO): protein binding
Source: RefSeq, a predicted model, not a curated record
AUGCCCAGCGUCCUCCUCACAUGGAACGACAUCAAAGACAAGCUCGCCGACGUGUGCGAGGCGGGCGACGUCGACGGGCUGAAAGAUCACUACGAAGUGUUGCCGUCCAACCGGCAGCCGCUCUCGAUCGACUCGAAAGUGAACGCCGGCGACGAGAACUGCCUUCAUAUUGUGGUUAGGAAUGGUCACGUGACGUGCGCAGAGUAUCUGUUGGCGCGCGGUGCUGGCGUCAACGUGACUGGAAAGAAGGGCAUGGCGGCCGUGCAUCUGGCGGCAAUUCGCGGCGAUCUGCGCAUGCUGGAUAUGAUCGUGGAGAGUGGCGGUGACAUCACACUGCUAGACAAUGGCUUUGCAAGUCCUCUCUACUAUGCCACCAAAUAUGGUCGAAUUGAGUGCGUUCGUUAUCUUCUAUCGAAACACAAAGAGAAUGAACGUAAAACGGUGACAUGUCACUACGUUGACGUGCCGUGUAAGGCUCCAAAAUGGGAGACUCCGUUGUGGGUGGCAGUGAGACAGGGUUAUGUCGAGAUUGUGGCUCUGCUGGUGACGAGUGGCUGCCACUUGGAACAGCGAGAUCCCAAUGGAUGGACUGUGCUUCAUGCAGCUUGCAAGCGAAGUAAUGUGGAAGUGGUGAAGACGCUUUUAAAGGUUCGUAGAUUGUGUGGAUACUGUAAUGGUUGUGUGGAGAUUCGUGUCACUUACUCAUUGGUCUAG